AUGGCGAUUCAGAAGAAGCACGGAAAAGGACGUUUGGAUAAGUGGUACAAGCUUGCCAAGGAGAAGGGAUACCGUGCCAGAGCUGCGUUCAAGCUGAUCCAGCUGAACAAGAAGUAUGGCUUCUUGGAGAAGAGCAGGGUCGUCGUCGAUCUUUGCGCUGCGCCAGGCUCGUGGUGUCAAGUCGCAGCCGAGACAUGUCCCGUCGGCGCGUUGAUCGUCGGUGUCGAUUUAGCCCCCAUCAAGCCGAUCCCCAAGGUCAUUACCUUCCAGAGCGAUAUCACCACCGAAAAAUGCCGAGCCACGAUCCGCUCGCACCUCAAGACCUGGAAGGCCGACUGUGUCCUCCACGAUGGUGCGCCCAACGUCGGUACCGCUUGGAACCAGGACUCCUUCAACCAGGCCGAGCUGGUGUUGCAGUCCAUGAAGCUGGCGACGGAGUUCCUGGUCGAGGGCGGCACGUUCGUGACCAAGGUCUUCCGCUCCAAGGACUACAACCCGCUGCUGUGGGUGUUCAACCAGCUCUUCACAAAGGUCGAGGCCACCAAGCCGCCGUCGUCGAGAAACGUGUCUGCCGAGAUCUUCGUCGUCUGCAAGGGCUACAAGGCGCCCAAGCGCAUCGACCCCCGGUUCCUCGACCCCCGUGCCGUCUUCGCCGAGCUGAAGGACGCGGCGCCGAACAACGAGGCCAAGGUUUACAACCCCGAGGUGAAGAAGCGCAAGCGUGAGGGUUACGAGGAGGGCGACUACACGCAGUUCAAGGCCGUCUCGGCCAGCGAGUUCAUCCAGACGGUUGACCCGAUUGCGAUCCUCGGCAGCGCGAACCAGCUGUCGUUCGACCAGCCGAACAACGGCGACGUUGCGCUGGCGGCUCUGGACAAGCUCCCUGAGACCAACGAGGAGAUCCGCAGGUGCUGCGCCGAUUUGAAGGUUCUCGGAAGAAAAGAGUUCAAGAUGCUGCUCAAGUGGCGUCUCAAGGUCCGCGAGAUCUUUGGCUUCCCCACCAAGAAGACGGAGAAGGCCAAGUCUCUGCAGGAGCAGGUCGCUGGCGAGGAGGUGGCCGAGGUCGAGGACAUGGACGAGGAGCUUCGGAUUCAGGAGGAGCUGGAGGCGCUCAAGAACAAGGACGACUCCAAGAAGAGGAAGGAGAGGAGGAAAGAGAACGAGAAGAAGCAGAAGGACAUCGUGCGCAUGCAGCUUAACAUGGUGGCGCCCAUGGAUAUCGGUAUGGAGCAGUCCGGACCCCUCGGCCCGGACUCCAUGUUCGCGCUCAAGACGGUCGACAAGGCCGGCGGCGUGAACAAGAUCGCCAAGGGUAGGAUGGCCAUCCUCAAGGAGAACGAGAAGAAGAAGCAGGAGCAGGAUUCCGGAAUCUCGUACGGGUCCGACAACGACAGCGAAGACGAGGCCGAGGACCGCCUCGAGCGCGAGCUGGACGGCAUGUACGACCAGUGGAAGGAGCGCAAGUCGGCAGCGGAUGCCAAAUGGCGGGCCAAGCGCGCGCGUGAGGAGCACAACGACGAGGAGUGGGAGGGUGUCUCAGCCGACGAGCAGAGUGACAGCGAUGAGGAGUUUGAAAUCGAAUCGGGCAGCGACGACGAGUCUGACGACGACGAGGACGACGGCGACAAGCCACUCGUCACCGACUUGGACAACACCGCGGAGGACGGCGACCUGUCGAAGCGCGCGAGGAAUUUCUUCAGCCAGGACAUCUUCAAGGAUAUUCCUGGUGUUCUUGACGAGCCCGAAGAUGACGGCAUGGACGGCGUCGAGUACACCAACGGAGCCGACUCCGGUGAGGAGGAGGCCAGGCCUUCUAAGAAGGCCAAAAAGGAGUCCAAGGCUCAAAAGGCCAAGGACGAGAAGAAGGCCAGGGAGGACCAGAAGACUGUUGAGAAGGAAGAGGAGGACGAGUCCAGCGAGAGCGAGGACGACGGCGGUUUCGAGGUUGUCAAGCACAACGAGGAGGACUGGGAGAACCAGGAGAAGCGCAAGGCGGACGGCAGACUAGACAUCGACAUCAUCACCGCCGAGGCAAUGACGCUCGCGCACCAGCUCGCGACAGGCCAAAAGACGAAGCACGACGUCAUCGACGACGGCUUCAACAAGCACGCGCUCAAGGACCGCGACGGGCUGCCGGACUGGUUCAUCGACGACGAGGGCCGGCACGACAAGCCGCACAAGCCCAUCACCAAGGCGGCGGCGGCGGCUAUCCGCGAGAAGCUGCGCGCGUACAACGCGCGCCCGAUCAAGAAGGUGCGCGAGGCCAAGGCGCGCAAGAAGUUCAAGGCCGCGCAGCGCCUGGAGAAGCUCAAGAAGAAGUCGGACCUGCUCGCCAACGAGGAGGGCAUGACGGAGAAGGAGAAGGCUGAGAGCAUCGCCAAGAUGAUGGCCAAGGCCGGCAAGGUGAAGCGCAGGCCCAAGCCGACGCUCGUCAUUGCCAAGGGUGUCAACCGUGGUGUCAAGGGUCGUCCCAAAGGCGUCAAGGGACGCUACACCAUUGUGGACUCGAGAAUGAAGAAGGAUCUGAGGGCGCAGAAGAGGAUAGCCAAGAAGAAGAAAUAG
Molecule: messenger RNA, 2562 nt
Organism: Colletotrichum aenigma
Lineage: Eukaryota; Fungi; Ascomycota; Sordariomycetes; Glomerellales; Glomerellaceae
Gene: spb1
Product: AdoMet-dependent rRNA methyltransferase spb1
Exons: 4
Coding region: 1-2562 (853 amino acids)
Biological process (GO): maturation of 5.8S rRNA from tricistronic rRNA transcript (SSU-rRNA, 5.8S rRNA, LSU-rRNA); rRNA methylation; maturation of LSU-rRNA from tricistronic rRNA transcript (SSU-rRNA, 5.8S rRNA, LSU-rRNA)
Cellular component (GO): nucleolus; nucleus; preribosome, large subunit precursor
Molecular function (GO): rRNA (guanine) methyltransferase activity; rRNA (uridine-2'-O-ribose)-methyltransferase activity
Source: RefSeq, a predicted model, not a curated record